AUGGCUGAUCAGCCACAACCACAAGGGAAUCAUCGUGGCACUUCUGAAAGCUGCCGUCGAAAGGCCACAUCUGCCGCCACUGGAAAGCAGCAGCAGCGAACAGCGGUAGAUCGUCAUCUUCAUCAUCAUCAAUCCAGUAGUACUGCAGCUUCAGCUCCGUGUGGGGCAUGCAAGUUUUUGAGAAGGAAGUGCAUUAGCGGUUGCAUCUUUGCUCCCCAUUUUGGAUCAGACCAGGGAGCCGCGAGGUUUGCUGCGGUGCACAAGGUGUUUGGCGCAAGUAAUGUCUCAAAGCUUUUGCUGCACAUACCUUUGAACCGCAGGAAUGAUGCUGUCGUUGCAAUAUCCUACGAGGCUCAAGCUCGCCUCUCCGACCCGGUUUAUGGUUGUGUAUCCACCAUUCUUGCUUUACAACAACAGGUUGCAUCUUUACAAACCGAGCUCGCAAUGGUGCAAACUCAGCUGAUAAACAGUAGAUUUGCAUUUGCAAAUGCCAUUCAAAGCUCGCAGCAGCAUCAGGAACAACAGCAAAACAUGGCAUUGCUGCAGCCUGCCUACUCCAACAACUCAUCUGCUUCGACUAACCCAAUCAACAUGAGGAGCUUCACCUCCAAUUUUAAUCAUGAUCUCGCAGCUGAGACAGCACCAUGUUCCCACAGCUUGGAGCCUCUUCUGCUCUCAAGGCCUUCUCAAGACGAAGAAGAAGAUGAGCAACAAAGUCAAGUGCCCCACCAUUUUCGCUAGUGAUCGAUAUACUUGAUGUCCACAAAAUAGUAUUCGCUUCCUUCUUUCUUUUUUAUUUUCUUUUAUCUCUUAGCAUACAAAUAUCCUGACAAUAUACAGUUAUACUUUUAAGUCACCCAUUGCUAAGUGAUUUGCACUGGAUGCUCGUAAACACCGGAGCCAAAUAAAAACUGUGAUAAGUAUAAAAUAACCUAUGAAAAUAGCAUACAACAAUGCACCUAUAUAUCUAUUUUCCUUAUUCUCUGUUAAAAUUGCAUUUUUUUUUAUUAUUAUGAAAAGCGUUUGAAACCCAGCCAAAAGAAGAUGAAUAUGAUCAGCGUUACCGUGCAGUCGGCUUGAUCGCCUAUGACGUC
Molecule: messenger RNA, 1094 nt
Organism: Rosa chinensis
Lineage: Eukaryota; Viridiplantae; Streptophyta; Magnoliopsida; Rosales; Rosaceae
Product: LOB domain-containing protein 20
Exons: 2
Coding region: 1-741 (246 amino acids)
Biological process (GO): hormone-mediated signaling pathway; positive regulation of DNA-templated transcription
Cellular component (GO): nucleus
Source: RefSeq, a predicted model, not a curated record